GCGGCGGCGGGCCGAGGGGGCGCGGGGACACGGCCGGGCGCCCCUGCCCGCCGCGGUGCCCGCCGCCUGAAGGCUGCCCGGGGCGCGGAGCCGGCGCCGGCGCGGCGCGGGCGCAGGAGGCACUCGAGGCGCGAUGUCGGUGCCGCUGCUCAAGAUCGGGGUUGUGCUCAGCACCAUGGCCAUGAUCACCAACUGGAUGUCCCAGACGCUGCCCUCGCUGGUGGGCCUCAACACCACCAAGCUCUCGGCGGCCAGCGGCGGGACGCUGGACCGCAGCACCGGCGUGCUGCCCACCAACCCUGAGGAGAGCUGGCAGGUGUACAGCUCUGCCCAGGACAGCGAGGGCAGGUGUAUCUGCACGGUGGUCGCCCCCCAGCAGACCAUGUGCUCACGGGAUGCCCGCACGAAACAGCUGAGGCAGCUGCUGGAGAAGGUGCAAAACAUGUCCCAAUCCAUAGAGGUCCUGGACAGGCGGACCCAGAGAGACUUGCAGUACGUGGAGAAGAUGGAGAACCAGAUGAAAGGCCUGGAGUCCAAGUUCAAACAGGUGGAGGAGAGUCAUAAGCAACACCUGGCCAGGCAGUUCAAGGCGAUAAAAGCGAAAAUGGAUGAACUUAGGCCUUUGAUCCCUGUGUUGGAAGAGUACAAGGCCGAUGCCAAAUUGGUAUUGCAGUUUAAGGAGGAGGCCCAGAAUCUGACGUCAGUACUUAACGAGCUGCAAGAGGAGAUUGGCGCCCAUGACUACGACGAGCUUCAGAACAGAGUGUCCAAUCUUGAAGAGAGGCUCCGUGCAUGCAUGCAAAAACUAGCAUGUGGCAAGCUGACGGGCAUAAGCGACCCCGUGACCGUCAAGACGUCCGGCUCCAGGUUUGGGUCUUGGAUGACGGAUCCUCUGGCCCCAGAAGGUGACAACAGGGUCUGGUACAUGGACGGCUACCACAACAACCGCUUCGUCCGCGAGUACAAGUCCAUGCUGGACUUCAUGACCACGGACAACUUCACGUCCCACCGCCUCCCGCACCCCUGGUCCGGCACCGGGCAGGUGGUCUACAACGGGUCCAUCUACUUCAACAAGUUCCAGAGCCACAUCGUCAUCCGGUUCGACCUGAAGACCGAGAGCAUCCUCAAGACGCGCAGCCUGGACUACGCCGGCUACAACAACAUGUACCACUACGCCUGGGGCGGCCACUCGGACAUCGACCUCAUGGUGGACGAGAACGGGCUGUGGGCCGUCUACGCCACCAACCAGAACGCCGGCAACAUCGUCAUCAGCAAGCUGGACCCCGUCUCCCUGCAGGUGCUGCAGACCUGGAACACGAGCUACCCCAAGCGCAGCGCCGGCGAGGCCUUCAUCAUCUGCGGGACCCUCUACGUCACCAACGGCUACUCGGGCGGCACCAAGGUCCACUACGCCUACCAGACCAACGCCUCCACCUACGAGUACAUCGACAUCCCCUUCCAGAACAAGUACUCCCACAUCUCCAUGCUGGACUACAACCCCAAGGACCGCGCCCUCUACGCCUGGAACAACGGCCACCAGGUCCUCUACAACGUCACGCUCUUCCACGUCAUCCGGUCGGACGAGCUGUAGUGCCCCCGCCCCCCCCGGCCUGGGCGCCCCGGAAACGCGUGAAGCAGCUGCCCGAAGCAUCUUCCUGAGACUGCCGAUGCUCGUGGGGAAAACUCAGCAGCAGCCCGGACUCCGGCGUCGCGGGGGCGGCGUGGCCCCCGCGUCCCUCCCGCUCCAGCCGGAGGGCGGCCCGCGGGGGAAGGAGCCUCCCCGUCUUUGCAGCCGGGACUGCAGCCCGGGGCGCCCCGGCUCCCCCAUCCUGGUCCCCUUUCUGGUCAAUGAACACACUCAAGAAGUCAGGCGAUGACUGUUGGCCAGUUCUCGCCGAGAACACCCCGCUGUUAGGAUUGCAUGGACUCGUCCGUAGAUUGUGGUCCGCGCGCGCGCGCGAGGGACGUGAGUGUCGUGUGUCACGGAGAGCCCCCCGGGGCCGCGCUCGGCGUCGGCGCGGGCGGUGUCAGCUCGUGUGACUCACUUCCCAUCCCCGCUGCCGUCCCGGGACCGCGUCUUAGAGGAACUGGGCCGAGACUCCGCGUCGCCGUGGACCCGAGCCCUGUCCCCGCCGAGCGGUGGCCGGCGCGUGGCGUGGGCGGGGGCAGCCCCAGACCUUUGAAUCCGCGUACCCCGUAGCUAGAUCGUACAGUGUCCGUCUGUCGUUCCCUUGAGGUGGUGACUCGUAUGUUUAGUUUAUGCCAUGAAUGUUGUAAGUGCAAUGCCGUAGUUUGGAUUCACACGUGGGUGGUUUCGUGUCUAAAAAGGUAAGAAAAAACCCCACACACAUCAGUGUUCACCCUUAUAGAGAGAUGACGGGGUUCAUGUUGGUAAUAGUUAAAGGAAUUAUCCUCUUCCUGUUAAAGGACCUCGGUAAGGUCAGCACGGAUGGGAAGCGCUUAUCCAGGGAAACCCCGGUUUCCGGUGGGAAGGAAGCGUUCCCGAGGGCAACGGUGUGCGGAAAAGACAUUUUUAAGAAAAAAAAGAGGGAACCUUUGUACUCUCUGGUGGACUAAGGAACAAUAAAAGUCGUAGGAGAU
Sus scrofa (pig) is the source of this 2601-nucleotide messenger RNA. NCBI's taxonomy places the organism in Eukaryota, Metazoa, Chordata, Mammalia, Artiodactyla, Suidae. The record is from RefSeq and is a predicted model, not a curated record.